AUGUGGUCCCGGAUUACAAGUAUGCUUUAUCUGAAAAGAUUUUCAUUUUUAAGCAUUCACCUCUUCAAAUUUCAGUUCAUCCUAUUCCUGUGUGUUUCAUGUAUUUCCACUGUAUCCUCAAGUUUUGAAAUUCAAAAUGGUGUCGUUGGAAAGCCAGAAGUAUUCUGUGGGAUUGAUACAAUACGAGUAAAAAUCAACACAGAGCAUCCAUUUAAUGGAAGAAUCUACGUGGAUGGUGAAUCCGAUAAGCAGCAUUGUGUGCAGCACUCUGCAGAUUCUCACUCUUCACCUCAAGAAUUCUCGAUCCCGAUUGGAGCAUGUAACAUGCGACGACAGAGGACUCUUCAUCCACGUGGAAUUUCAUUUUCCUUCACAAUGAUCACAUCGUUUCAUCCGUUUUUCGUUACCGGAAUGGAUCGAGCAUUCAGUAUUCGAUGCUUCUUCCUAGAAUCAAUAAAAGGUCUAAACGCUGAAAUAGAUGUUGGAACUUUGGCUCCACAAAAUGUAGAUCAAGAGUAUUCUCUCCCAGUUUGUGCGUAUCAUCUGAAAGACGGUAUCGAAGGACACGUCUUGAGAUUUGCUCAAGUUGGUCAAAAGGUGACACAUGUUUGGAGAUGCGAUCAAGAUGCCAGCCACGUCUACGGGAUCCUUAUCCAUAGUUGCUUUGCAGAUGAUGGACACGGAAACAAAUUUGAAUUAGUAGAUGAUCGAGGAUGUUCCACUGAUCCAUUCCUUCUCCCACAGAUUGAGUACGAAUCCGGCGCAAUAUCUGCGUAUACCAAUGCUCAAGUAUUCAAGUAUGCAGAUAAGGUCCAAUUGUAUUUCACGUGCACCGUUCAACUUUGCUAUAAACAUGAUGGUGGAUGUGAAGGAAUAACCCCACCAUCCUGUUCGGGACACUCAAUACAUCCACCGAGAAUUAGUGGAUCCUCACCUGAACACAAUUUCGUAAAUUUGGGACCAGACAAUCAUGGACCAGAUGUCCAUCACGGUGGAAACAGUCUGAAUUCUGAAUCUCAAUUCCAUGAAUCUGAAUCAACACCACGGGUUCCUGGAUACAUCAAACCAGAUGCUUUCCAACCAAUCAUUUUAGGACCACCUCAUCCAACCGUUUUCCAUAAAGAUGGACCUAGUGGACCAUCCCUUCAUCACAUUUCAUCAUUCAAAGGACCAAAAGAUAUUCAAAGGCUCAAUGAGGAAGAAGAUACUCCAAAUCCAUAUCGUAGGGAUAGUCCAUUGAAUGACACAACAGAAGAUGAUAUUGUGAUGCAAGUAGUCACAUUGAGGAGUACUGUACCUACAGUAUCGCAUACACCAGAUCUUGUCACAUUCAAACCAGUUGUGACGGCAAAUGAAGAUGAGGACGAAGAGGAGGAGCUGAUUACACCAAGAGUUUUCGGAAGAGGAAGUACAAGUCCAACGACAACAAAAGUUAGAAGAACAGCUGGAGAAAUGGAAACUGAUGUAUCAGUUGAUGUCAUAGUGUUACCAGUUGAAGAUAAAGAACGAAAAGGUUUUAUUUUUUUCAACACAAACAGUCCACCCCAAUCUCUUUCAUUCAAGUCAGCAUCUGAAGUUUGUCUCUCUAAAACCGCAUCAGUUAUCUUCGGCACUGCCGUCCUUCUUGCACUAUUCUGCUGUGUUACUGUAACAUUCUUGGUGACACGUAAACGAAAUCAUCAACUCUUACAUCAUGCAUCUAAACGACGAAUCGACAAUUUCUAG
Caenorhabditis briggsae is the source of this 1725-nucleotide messenger RNA. NCBI's taxonomy places the organism in Eukaryota, Metazoa, Nematoda, Chromadorea, Rhabditida, Rhabditidae. The transcript is spliced from 9 exons. Bases 1 to 1725 code for a protein of 574 amino acids. The record is from RefSeq and is a predicted model, not a curated record.